This is a messenger RNA of Haliotis rubra (blacklip abalone), 2135 nucleotides long. RefSeq names its product caspase-8-like. The record is from RefSeq and is a predicted model, not a curated record. Bases 391 to 1281 code for a protein of 296 amino acids. Gene Ontology annotation, biological process: proteolysis. The transcript is spliced from 8 exons. Gene Ontology annotation, molecular function: cysteine-type endopeptidase activity. NCBI's taxonomy places the organism in Eukaryota, Metazoa, Mollusca, Gastropoda, Lepetellida, Haliotidae.
UUUUGAUGGGAAGUAUAGAAUCAAAAUGGUAUUGAUUCCGGUUCUCCUAAUGAUUAGUGUCAAAGUCCGUCCUUGUAAGCCAGAAGAUGAAAUGUCAUGAUGGAAACAUGUUCUAAUGUCUACCAGGUGAAUUGGUCCUAUUGCUUUUCAUGUUUGUUCAUUCAGGUUACAAAAUGUCCACGCAUGACAUCACGGUCACUGCAGCGGGAGGAGGCACAGUGGAACGGCCCGAUGUUGCUGGUAUCGUCCACGGCGGGAUGGGUCAUAACGUCACGACCAACCACAACCAAGAGCUUUCUGACGUCACUGAAGAAGACAUUGUUGGUCUUCUGCGAGAGAAGAACCUAGCAAAACACACCCCACUAUUCCAGGAACAUCUCAGGUUACAAAAUGUCCAACCAAGACAUCAAGGUCACUGGAGUGGAAGGAGGCACAGUGGGACGGUCCAUUUUUGCUGGUAUCGUCCACGGCGGGAUGGGUAAUAACGUCACGACCAACCACAACCAAGAUGCUGACGGCAGUGGUCAAGGUCAAGAGGCUCCCUAUAAAAUGGACUCUGUUCCGAGAGGGUUGUGUUAUAUAUUCAGCAACAAGACGUUUGAAAAUAAACCCGAUAAAAAGAGAAUAGGAGUCGAGAAGGACAGAGAUGCGUUGACAAAGGUGUGGGAAAAGCUCCAUUUUGUCGUGAAAUCGUUUGACGACUCCAAUGCUAAUGUGAUGGAAACUAGGCUGAAGGAACUUGCCGAGAUGGACCACAAGGCUUAUAACUGUGUGGUAGUGAUCUUCCUGACUCACGGGCGAGAUGGGGCGGUGCAGGGUUCCGACAACGAGUGGCUGGAAGUCAGUACCAUCACAUCUUACUUCAAGGCGUCAGUGUGUCCGUCACUGGCCAACAAACCAAAGCUGUUUUUCUUUCAGUCAUGCAGAGGCAACGAACGCCAAAAAGCUGUUCCGGUUCAAGGUGAUGGUGGCGGCAAUGAUGUAGUUGGUUCAGAAGCAAUACUUGUCAAGAUGGUUGCUCCAAAUGCAGAUUUCUUCUUUGGAUUUGCCACAGUGGCAGGGAUGCAGGCUCUCAGAAACGCUGAGACUGGUAGCUGGUUCAUUCAGUCGCUUGUCCAAGCUCUGGAAGCAUCUACAAAGAGAGAUGACCUGGACAGCAUCAUGACAACCGUGCGUCGUAAAGUGGACGAUCAUCAAUGUGAAACAUCGGAUGGGAAGUUUCUCAGACAAACGGCUGAAGUGCGGUCGACGCUGCGGAAGAAACUAUAUUUUACUUACUGAGCAAGGCAACGUUUGUUUCAAAUCACAUAAAGACGCCCAUUUGAUGUUAAACAUUAACACUUUCAUGAUAAUCUGUCUCGAAAUGUACAGUGGAGAAUUUGCUCAGCGUGUCGGUUCAGUUUCCUAUUGAUGUAGCAGUACAGACACACCUACACCUAUAAAUGCUUAUUAGGCUUAGAGGGGAAUUGAGAUGGUCGACUGAGGUAGUGCUGCGUUCCUUGGGAACAUAGAAACCAUGUUCAUGGGUUCGAAUCCCGGUUCGAAUGGACUGGGUUGGACGAACCCAGUAAACGUCUACGUUGUAGGACUUUCCUCCUACACAAAGCUGACAGGCCGUGAUAUGCCUGGAAUACCGUACAACACGGCGUUAAACCCGACUCACUCACUCACCAAUCUAUUCACCCAACAACCCGCUCACUCACUUACUCCCUGGGGAUACAAUUGGAAUACCGUUGAAAAUGACGUUAAACCCAACUCACUCACUCACUCAUUAACUCACUCACUCACUCACCCACGCACUCACUCACUCACUCAACGACGUUAAACCCAACUCACUCACCCAACCCACCCACUCACUCACUCACUAACCCACUCACUCACUCACUCCCUGGGAAUACAAUUGGAAUGCCGUUCAAAACGACGCUAAACCUCAUUCACUCACUCACCCACUCACUCAUACAUACUUUGGGAUACAACUGGAAUACCGUUCAAUACGGCGUUAAACCCGCUACCGAUGUUUUGUAGUUGAUUAUAUACUUUUAUAUGUAUAAGGAGGUCCAGGUUAAUAUAUUGAUUUCAAGGUACUCCUUUUUCAGAGAAAAUUUAAUGUUGAAUAAAAUCUAAUAUAACUGAAA